This is a messenger RNA of Rubroshorea leprosula, 920 nucleotides long. The record is from the annotation of a GenBank genome assembly. NCBI's taxonomy places the organism in Eukaryota, Viridiplantae, Streptophyta, Magnoliopsida, Malvales, Dipterocarpaceae.
AUCAUUUCUAACACAUCUCAUUAAUUAAUUACAAAGGAAGGAAAACUCUGUAUUGCAUCUUUAUAAUUAGUUUUUACAGCCAAAAUGCAAGCGGGAAUUCAGGCUUUUCGGUUGCAUGGUAACACUGUUAAAAAUGCUGUCUUGCAACGAAUUCGUGUUGCCACUCCUGUUAUGCGAUCCAUCAUGUUUACUCGAUUUGAGUCUGUUUCAUCUGCCCGUAUGGAAGAGCAUGGCUUUGAGAGCACUACCAUUGCUGACAUCUUGAAAGCAAAAGGGAAAAAUGCUGAUGGCUCCUGGCUUUGGUGCGCUACAGACGACACUGUUUAUGAUGCUGUCAAAUCGAUGACACAACACAAUGUCGGUGCCUUGGUAGUUGUAAAGCCUGGUGAGCAGAAUUCAAUUGCAGGGAUCAUCACAGAGAGAGAUUAUCUCAGAAAGAUAAUAGUACAGGGAAGAUCAUCAAAGUCAACUAAGGUUGGGGAUAUUAUGACUGAAGAGAACAAGCUAAUCACCGUUACCCCAGACACAAAAGUUCUGCGAGCAAUGCAGUUGAUGACUGAUAACCGCAUCAGGCACAUUCCAGUGAUUGAUAACAAGGGAAUGAUUGGCAUGGUCUCCAUCGGAGAUGUUGUCCGAGCAGUGGUGAUUGAACACCGUGAGGAGUUAAACCGUUUGAAUGCAUAUAUUCAAGGUGGUUACUAGAUGAUGACGACAAUGUUGUGUGUUUCUUUCUCCUGUUAGGUUACCCCUGAUCUUUAGACGUUAAUAAGCCAAGAGCUUGUUAAUAUGUUGUGUUUUCUGCAUCUUUUUCUGUUUCGUUUCACCUGCUGUGUGAACUAAUAGCAUGUGACUUGCCUGGAUAAUAACAAUAGUCAUGCUAUGUAAUAUUUUCUGGUUUCAGUCCUAUAUAAUUGCUCACU